AUGGCUCCCAAAGUUUCAGUAACUCUAAAUCCACCGUGCAAUGGGGAGUUUUACAGUUCUAAUGAUCGAAUGUCAGGAGUAGUGAAUCUUCAGUUGACGAAAGCGUUAUCUAUAAGGAGAAUUAAUGUGAUUUUAAAAGGGUUCUCAGAGACUUUAACAAAAAUUGAUCAAGAGUAUAUGUUUCAACAAAAUGGUAUGAUGAUGCCUGGGCAAGAUAAUAAAUCUUUUCAUACAUUGAUGAAAUUUGAACAGAGGGUUUUCCCUCCAGAUAAUGUAUGGAAUGCUCUCGAUGGAGCAUCCAAACCAUUUAAAGUAAAACCGGGUUCAUAUGACUACAAAUUUCAGUUUGACAAGUUUCCUAGAAAACCUGACUGUUUGAAAAAUCAUACAGCAAAGACGAUAGCGUUUGUGAAGAGAAGCAAUGCGCGAUUGCCACCCACAUUCAAUAGUCAGUGGCAGAAAUUUAAUAAAAUCGAUAACUUGGAUUUAUAUUUUUAUUCUUUUGGUAAAGUUAUUUAUAUGGUGCAAGUUCAAAUAGAAUUAGGAAAAUCCUCAUCUUGGUUCAAACCUUUCCAUAAAUUAAUCAGGGAAAUUGAAACUUUUGAAUUUAUACCUGAGCCAAAAGAUCUCAUCAUAGAACCUGAUGAUGACGACGAAGUUUCAAAUGGUUCCAGUAACAUUAUUGAAAGUAACGAUGCAGCCACAAAUAAUGAAUAUUAUAAGAAUUCAAAUUUCAAAGUUUCGUCAAAGAAUGUAGAAGUCGUUAAUGGAGUGGGAUAUAUAAAAAGCGACAGAAAUUUCUCUCAGGCUAAUUCUAUAUUAUUAGAAGAUGGAGAUAUUAGAACGAGACCCGCAACGUUAGCGACUUCAACAAGGCAAUCUUCUCGCCUUGCGAAUGGUAUGAAAGUUUUCCCAUCCACUUAUAAAAUAGCAUUACCUGACGGAGAAACUAAUAUAAGAGUAGAAGUUAGAAGUCACGAUUUGAAGCAAAUAUACAGAAAGGACUACUUAUUUAAGUCUGGGUGUCAAAAUUUUGACAAUGUAUAUGUUGUCAUUGAAGGUAAUGUAACAAAUUUGAGCAAGGUGCAAAUUGUGCCACGUAAGUUACAACUUAACUUAUUGGAGACAACAACAUAUUUAUCUCAGGGAAUAGCCAAUGGAAACUACUCAUCUUUGAAACUGAUUGAGAUUGAUUUGAACGAACUGAAAUCCAAUAAACCUCUUUUGAACUUAAAUGAAAUACGAGAAAGUCCUGAUGGUUCCGUGUUUGAAUGUGAAUUACGGUUGAAAGAUCACCCCAUUUUAAGGAAGUUGGUGUUCAAUGAAGAGGAUUAUAGGCAUCGUGGCAAUAGACUGUAUAGUUUUAAGACGUGCACAAUAAAGAGAAUAUUCAGUUUUCAGCUGUUGAUAGAAUGGGUAAUCAAUGGGAUUAGAAAGCAAACCGAAAUAAACGUUAACCCUGUUCAAAUCUUUUGUCAAGCAAGAGAGCAUAUUGAAGCAGAAGUAUUGCCUAGAUAUGUGCCGCCACCGACAUACACGGAAAUGGCGAGCUAA
Messenger RNA from Saccharomyces mikatae IFO 1815, 1554 nucleotides. It is a transcript of the gene ART10, whose product is annotated as Art10p. The record is from RefSeq and is a predicted model, not a curated record. The transcript has a single exon. NCBI's taxonomy places the organism in Eukaryota, Fungi, Ascomycota, Saccharomycetes, Saccharomycetales, Saccharomycetaceae. Bases 1 to 1554 code for a protein of 517 amino acids.